Messenger RNA from Pseudogymnoascus verrucosus, 2132 nucleotides. RefSeq lists its product as uncharacterized. The transcript is spliced from 4 exons. Gene Ontology annotation, molecular function: oxidoreductase activity; copper ion binding. NCBI's taxonomy places the organism in Eukaryota, Fungi, Ascomycota, Leotiomycetes, Thelebolales, Thelebolaceae. The record is from RefSeq and is a predicted model, not a curated record. The coding region runs from base 347 to 2023 and encodes 558 amino acids.
CUCAUUACUCAUGGUAUGGUCCACGACAUGUGUUUUUACUAGGUAUAUUUUUUAUUCUCACUUGAGUGGUUACGUAUCAAUUCUUUCCUAAUUCAUGCAUACCCUAUUUCGGACCCUUCUCUGCUAUCAAAGACGUAUACCCUAGGUCCCAUCCAGUCUGGGGCAGACUGUCGUCCAUGGUCCCCAUUCUCAGGGGUUAACCAGUACCAUGGUGAAGAAUAACGUAUAUAAUGUCAAGAAAGCUGCGACGAGAAGAAGCAUCCAGUUCAGCAUUCUUCCUAGCUUUUUUCAUUUCACAAAUUAUCGCAGUUGUUUCCCUCCAAACAACACAUAAGAGUUCGGCAGCAUGCAUUUUUUUGCCUUUGCAGCUUCUUGCCUUGCAACAUAUCUUGUUUCCGGUGCUACUGCGUCUCCAUCCACCCGAUCGCUCUCUAAACGAUGCACAAAUUCUGCAGAAGAUAGAUCUUGUUGGGGCAACUAUGAUCUCUCAACAAACUACUACGACGAAGUCCCUGAUACUGGAGACACUGUUGAAGUUUAUUUAGAGCUGGUUAAUACCACAGCUUCCCUAGAUGGUGUUGAGAGAAAUGUGCUUCUUGUCAAUGGUACAUUCCCUGGUCCAACCAUUAUUGCUAAUUGGGGUGACACUGUUGUUGUCCAUCUUUACAACGGCCUUUCAGACAAUGGCACCAGUCUUCACUUUCACGGUCUGCACCAGAAUUUCACUAAUCAGAAUGAUGGAGUUGCUUCUAUUACUCAAUGCCCCCUUGCACCUGGAGAGUCGAUCACUUACACCUGGAGAGCUACGCAGUACGGCUCAUCUUGGUACCACUCUCAUUUCGCUCUUCAGGCCUGGGAAGGUGUUCUUGGAGGCAUUAUAAUUAAUGGCCCGGCCACGGCCAACUACGAUGAAGAUGCAGGCAUCCUAUUCUUGAAUGACUGGACCCACGAGACAGCCGAUGCUCUGUACUCUGCAGCUGAAACUACAGGCCCACCAACGCUUGACAAUGGUCUCAUCAACGGCACUAAUGUCUACGACACUGGUGGUUCUCGAUUCGAGAUGGAUUUCGUCUCGGGAACUUCUUACCGCCUCCGACUCGUCAACGCCGCCAUCGACACAAUGUUUAAGUUCAUGAUUGACGGCCACACUAUAGAAGUGAUAGCUAUGGAUUUUGUCCCCAUCGUCCCAUACAGCACUACCUACCUCAAUAUCGGCAUAGGCCAGAGAUACGAUAUUAUUGUCACCGCCGACCAAGCCACCGCCGACUAUUGGAUGCGGGCCAUUCCCCAGACGACCUGCAGCGACAACGACUCUGCUGACAACAUCAAAGGCAUAGUACGAUACGACUCUACUAGCACUUCUGACCCCACUACCACCGCAUACACCUACACUGAUUCUUGCGAUGAUGAAUCCAUGUCCGACUUGGUUCCUUACCUCGCACUUGAUGCCUCCGACCCGGACAUAAGUGACGACUUUGCUGUUACUGUAGGGAGGUCUGGAAAUGUCUUCAAAUGGUUCAUGGCCGCGACAACCUUCGUUGCUGAAUGGGACAACCCGACCUUGCUCCAGAUCUCAGAGGGAAAUGACACGUACACGACCGCGUCUCACGUUAUUGAACUUCCAACGGCUGGAGAAUGGGUUUAUUUCAUCAUCGAAACUACCAAUGCAGUGCCACAUCCAAUCCAUCUUCAUGGUCACGAUUUCAGCAUCCUGGCUCAAGGCACUGGUACAUAUGCUACGGUCGCCCCAACACUGCAGCUCACUAACCCACCCCGUCGUGAUGUUGCCAUGUUACCUGGUGGCGGUUAUCUAGUUAUUGGAUUUCAGACCGACAACCCUGGCGCAUGGCUUAUGCAUUGUCACAUUGGAUGGCACACCUCAGAGGGCUUUGCACUACAGCUCGUCGAGCGUGUUAGUGAAAUUACAGCACUUAUUGAUGAAACAGUUUUGAGCGACACUUGUACAGCUUGGAACUCAUAUGUGAGCAGCAGUGGCGUUGUUUCUUCUGAUUCUGGCGUCUGAGCAAGCCUCUGUUGACACGGAGCAAAAUGAAGACUGUUUCGUUUAUCGAGAGCUAGAAGAGGCGAUGGAAGUAGUGAGCGAUAUGGAUAGAGGACGCAUAUCAGGAGGG